Messenger RNA from Stylophora pistillata, 2837 nucleotides. RefSeq names its product RCC1 domain-containing protein 1. NCBI's taxonomy places the organism in Eukaryota, Metazoa, Cnidaria, Anthozoa, Scleractinia, Pocilloporidae. The record is from RefSeq and is a predicted model, not a curated record.
ACACAAAGUGUGACAAAUUAUUUGAUACACUUGAAAGACAAUCAAAUGGUGCCAAAUCACAUUGUCAAAUGUAUUUCCAUGCAAUUAUAACUGUGAUGAUAAAAAACAUAGACACUAGAAAGAGUUGUUAACCCUUUGAUCCCAAGAGUGACCAGCUUCAAAUUUCUCAUAAUACCACCCUUGACUUACACAUUAAGGUCACAAGAAUGAAGAAAAUGGUAUGCUCUGAUGUAACAGAAUCUAACAUUCUGCUUAUGCAAAGUUCCUAGAUUAUUUAUCACAAAUCAGCUGUCUGGUUGAUUAAUGACUGAUAUACCCACAACUAUCAAAUACCUAGUAAUUUUUUUAAACCAAACUUGUCCUAGAAAAAGUAUUGUUCUUACCAUAUUUCCUACACUAGGCACCUUUGCUGUAAUAAGCCCCUGCCCCCUAGGCCAUAAGGUCAAACAAGCUCCCCUCUCCUCCCUCACUUUCUUGAAUAUUAGGGAUACAAGGAAAACCUGUUUCUAUUGCCACUUUACUUAUGCCUUUGUAAACUUCAACUGCAGUGGAAUCAGUGCUAGAGAAUAGUUUCCUUUCCAUUAAAGUCACUUCCAGUUAUUUCUAUCUCUACAUGCUAGCAGGGUUCCUUUAUGUGCAAUAUCUUUUCUUUUAAUUUUUUACCUAUUGCUGUGCUUAAUAUACUGUAACUCCCCCCCCCUUGAUUAAGUGUCCUUCCAAUAAGCACCCAUCCCAUACGCCAAAAUUUGCAUGCUUAUUCAAGAAAAUACAGUUAUUGAUGUCGCAAUUAUUCUUACAGAUUUUUCAUAUGCUCCAUUGAUAAUUGAAGAGUGGACUGAUGCAUGCUGUAGCUGGACACAACUAGCCUUUCUGACAAAAGAUGGAGAUUGCCUACAGUGGAGUGAUUACACUAGACUUAAUGAAGAAUCAAAACCUGUGAAAGUCCAUAGUAAUGGCACAAAAUUCAAAGCAGUUGGCUGCAGAGAGUCCAGCUGCAUUGCAUUAUCAGGAAAUGGACAGGCUGGCUUCAUAUGCAGUGAACAAGUCCAAGAUGGUUCUGUUGCAAAACCAGUUCCUGUAUUUAAAGCAAUAGACAUAAAUAAGGAGAUAACAUCAGUUGCUUGCGGAAAAGAGCAUGCUCUGUUGUUGACUUCAUCAGGAACUGUCUACAGUCUUGGAAGUGGAAGCCGUGGACAGCUCGGUCGUGGAUUGAUAGUUGAAGAGCAAAGUUCAGAAGUUGUUCCAGCUCUGGAAGGAAUCAAAAUGCAAUUUAUAGCAGCAGGUGGCUGGCAUUCAGCUGCAAUAAGUGAAUUUGGUGACCUUUACAUGUGGGGAUGGAAUGAGAAGGGACAGCUGGGUUUGGCUGUUGAUCUCGAUGACACACUGUCGUCAACUGGUGGCCAGGUUCAAUGUCAGACAGUACCAGUACCUGUCAGCUUUCCAGAUGAUUUAGAGGUACUGAUGGUUAGUUGUGGAUCAAGGCACACUGCGGCAAUUCUUGGUGAUGGGAGUGUUUGGACGUGGGGUUGGGGCUACUAUGGCCAACUCGGACACGGUGACCAAGCGGACAGAUCUGCGCCGACGCAAGUCGCAGCCUUUUUUCCAUUGAAGCUCAAACCCAAAACGCUCUAUUGUGGCACUUGGUCGACGUUUUUGAUGAUUUCAAAAUGAUCUGCGACGUGUUAAGAUAAUGUCAGUUUGGAAGGUCACUGGAAAACACCUUUAAUUAAAUACGCGGUUUUCCAGAAUCGUGCUGAUACUAUGGAACAGCAUUAUCAUGAAGGAUCAGCUGGGAUGUUCGCCUGAGCUGUGAAAACCAAAACCAAAGUAACCACCAAUCAGAGGAGAGGAAAAUAAAGAAAGGGCUCAGUUGAAAACUCAGAGGAAAACAGGCAAACUCAAUCCUUGAAGCGCGGGAGAGCACGAGUGACCAAACCGCUAUUGGUUUCAGUUUUGAAUCUGGCUGGCUGAGAGGAUGUCGCAACUCGUUUGUGGACCAAUGACACGGCGAAGUGCUGUGAAGUGCUGCAGAAUCAAAGCAAAAUCAAAGCAAAACCAGAUUGCUUUUAACGCUCGACUGAAAUUUUCUUGGUAGGGUUAUUACAAUACAGUAUGAUCGCCCUGCAGAGAGAGAGAGUGCUGGAAAGAAUCGUUCAAGUUGCUGAAAGUUAGAACGAGUGGCCUUUUGUUUGUUUACUUCGUCAGUAGACUUUUAAAUAUGUAGUUGGAAACAGUUACGCCAAUUUUUUUGGGACGUUAUUGGCUGGAAGGAUCAAGAACCAUGGUUCUGUUCAUCGGUUUUGUGCCUUCUUUUUGGAAGGUUUUCGCUCAUCCUGAUCGUAUGCUGACCAGGUGCACGUUUCCCAAUCGACCCGAAACCUUCUCGAGCACCAAAAUCGUCCGUCAUUACAAGAUGUAUACAAUGUGUGUUUUUUGGAUUUGCGCGUUUUCGCAUACCUGUGAUACAAAAUUUUUGUGUUACCGACAUAAAAAAAAAAAAAUCAUCUCACAUGUAGUUUACAUAACGAUUGCAAGCGAACGCGAUACUACAUGCGUUCGAUAGAUGCGUGUAGACGAGAGUGUGUAAACACGAUUAUGACCCUCUACGUUCGCACGUAUUUUUGUGAUUAUGUCAUACAUACAAUAUGGAAGACGAUUCCCCCGUGUAAAUUAGGGACUUUAAGAUACAAGAACGCAGACGUCAUCGGAAACGCCGUAGCUGCGUCCGGCCUGUUUCGAAGAUGCCGUGUUUGUGGCGAGAAAAAUAAGUUAAAAUGGCGGGAUUCAGCGACGCGGCCGUUCAUUGAUAGAAAAUAAAAGUAGCGAAUUUGUUCUUC